Manihot esculenta (cassava) is the source of this 1263-nucleotide messenger RNA. Its product is annotated as probable inactive receptor kinase At2g26730. Bases 1 to 1053 code for a protein of 350 amino acids. The record is from RefSeq and is a predicted model, not a curated record. Gene Ontology annotation, molecular function: ATP binding; protein kinase activity. The transcript has 2 exons. Gene Ontology annotation, biological process: protein phosphorylation. NCBI's taxonomy places the organism in Eukaryota, Viridiplantae, Streptophyta, Magnoliopsida, Malpighiales, Euphorbiaceae.
AUGGAAAAGGCAGCUUAUCUACCACGGGCCUUACUUUCUUGUGUUUGCACCAUCUACGCGACAAUUCAACUUAUCUUUAACAGAUUAGUUGAAAAAUGGAGGACUAAAUCCAGUGAUGGAAAAGUAACAACCACCAUAACUCCAGUGUCGGUGCCGGAGGUGAAGGUGACACUUUUCACUAAGUUAAUAUUUGAAGAAGGCGGCUUUGCCAAAAACUACUGUGAUCCAUUAGAGUUAGCUCAACUUCCAAGAGUGAUGCUAGGUGAAGGUUCCUUGGGGACUUUGUUCAAGCUUAUUCUCAACUGUGGCUACAUUGUCACAGCUCGAGUGAUUCGAGAAAUGUUGGUCAAGCCAGAUGAUUUUGAACUGUGGAUCAAUUUCUUUGGAGGAAUUCGCAACACCCUGCUCUUGCCAAUGCACUUGAGUUUCUGGUACGCCGGCGAAGCCUUCAUUGUGUACGAGUACUUGUGCUUGGGAAGUUUGGAGGAGCUUUUACACGGAAGCGAAGGAAUCCAAUACACCCCGUUGAGUUGGGAAGUUCGAAAGCAUAUAGCUCUAUGUGCAGCAAUGGCAAUACAUUUCAUUCAUAACCAAGUGACAGAAGGAGGCAGCAUCCUUGUAUGUGGGGUGGUUAAGGCAAGCAAUAUUUUAAUUCGGACGGACUGCUCUGCAUGCCUUUCUGGCUACGAAAUGCCUUACCUCGUACCUUUGACGACCAUCAUAAGAAGAAAUCCAGGCAGAGUUGCACCUGAACUAAUCUCCACUGAAAUUUAUCCAAAAAAAUUCACAGCUGAGUCAGAUGUUUACAGCUUUGGAAUUUUGUUGUUGGAGCUUAUUACUGCAAAAAGACCUACUACAACCAACUUGGGAGAAUAUGUCACAGAAAAGAGAAAGAGAGAAGGACUAAUUGAUAUAUGUGACCCAAAAUUGGGAGAAGUAAACGAAAGUAUGAUGGAAAUGAUUGGAAUUGCUGAGAGUUGCCUCUCACAUAGGCCCAAAGAUCGGCCUUCUAUGGAUAGAGUGGUUCAUACGCUUCAAGGAAUGAAGGACUAGCUAGGACUAUAUUAGCAUGUAUCUCAUGUAAAGAUUGAUGCAUUUCAGAUUGCCGCACAUCAGAAUGCACGAACUUCUGGCAAUAAUAUUCACAAAUUUCGCAGUUGCUAUUAUUCACAACUGAAACAUUGCAAUAAUAUUCACAAAUUUCACAGAUGAUAAAUGUUGGAAUCAUAACUUAUAGCACAAAGCACUUCUAAUUACACAGAC